Thermothelomyces thermophilus ATCC 42464 is the source of this 2262-nucleotide messenger RNA. RefSeq names its product zinc finger C2H2-like protein. The transcript is spliced from 2 exons. Bases 59 to 1891 code for a protein of 610 amino acids. The record is from RefSeq and is a predicted model, not a curated record. NCBI's taxonomy places the organism in Eukaryota, Fungi, Ascomycota, Sordariomycetes, Sordariales, Chaetomiaceae.
GUUCCACGAUGCAGUGGACGCACCCCGCGAGCCACCCAGCCACGCUGCGCCAGAUUCUAUGUCGACGUUUCCUCAACAUCGAGCGAUGCACGAUGCGGGUCCAUUUACCCCAGCCAUCCAAACCGGACAUCACCAUGGCUCGCACGCCCUUCAUCAGCAAGCCGCCGUGAGCGGCCCUUAUGUGCCCUGCCCAUACGAGGACAAGGUCACCAAGGACGGCACUACAGCUCGCAUGGUCCUCCUGUUUCUGCGGGAACUACUCGAGCAGCUAUCUCUCGGGGAGCAAGCUCAGCAGAGCUAUGGAUGCCCCAUGACCCGCUGCCACAGGAGCUUCGCGGCCCCGCUGCAGGUCGUCCAGCACCUCCUGUCCUGCCCGGAGCUCCCUAACGGCGAGUUCGAUUGCGACAAGUGCAGUACUAGCCACAGCUUCCCGACCAACGAGAAGGAUUGGGCGCAGUGGGUGGGCUGGCGAUCGCCGCAACCCAUGCACAUCCAGCGGAAACGGAGCCUCGGGUCCAAGAUGAAGGACUUUGCUCUGCGCAAGAAGGACCCGUCGCGCAAGCAAACUUCGGCCUUUGACUCGAACUUCAAGAACGCUUCCUCCAUGGACACGCGACCCAGCACGGCCACCUCUGACGCGCCCAGCUCUAUCUUCACUACUAAAGGCUUCCAACAGCAUGCCGUCUUCCCCGGCCAGAAUCCGGAACCACCCUCCUUCUCGGCUGUCCAGAAGCCGGUGCUGCCAUCGAGCCUCCCCGAGGUCGAUCCCGGCAUGUUCUGGCCCGGUUUCAACGGGACCGCUUCUGACCUCCCGUCGACGGUGUCCUCAGUUGCCCUUUCUUCCACAGUGGAUGAAACCCAAUCUGAGCGUCUUUCGCAAAACACUUCGCAGAGCACGCUUUUUACCUCGAACCUAGAUCCAUACCAAAACACGGUUGGCUCGCCACAAGACUCCGACAUCUCGGCCUCACAACAAUACAUGUACCCUCCACAACUACCCUUCAACCCCGGUCUGACAUCUAUUCCUAGCCAUGUACCAACCACGUCGUCCAUGUGCCUAGACGAGCCUCUCCCGUUGUCGCAGAGCCCUGUCCCCCCGGCAGACCUUCGCUCGGCCGGCUCAAAUGACAACGGGUGGUGGCGGCCAAAGGCAGAGGCCGAGACACCUCAGCCCACACCACCAUCGUCCGGCCCGGAUCCUGGCUUCCCCCUCCAGGCUAACGUGCUGGGCGGCCUAGCGCAGGGGAUUGGCAGCGGGAUGUCGAGUCCGACAUCGCCGAGCACAGCCGCAUCUCCGUUUUACCAAAUACAGCAACCACCGUCGACCCAGUCCAUGUCGCGGGCGCUGAGCCAAGAGUCGAUGCAAAGCGGCAUGACGACAGUCUUUGGGACGCCGAUUUCAGAAGGAGGCGGGCCCGGCGCUGCAACACCACGCGCCGAGAGCCACCAACCACCCGCCCACCAACACAAUCAACAACAAGGUCAGCAGUCAGCUGCUGUCUCGAGCAAACAAGAGACGGCGUCGGUCGAAGACCUCGUCUGCGACGAGUGCCAAUGGAAGCCCAGGGGCGUCAGGGAGAAUCUGAAAGGGUACCUGCGCAAGCACAAAAAUACCCACAAAGGUGUCCGGCUAGCGUGCGACGUGCCGGGAUGCGUCAAGACGUUCAGCCGGCUGGACAAUCUCAAGAAACACAAGAAGGACAAGCACGGAAUAGAAGACGCCGGCGGCUCUGGGAGUGCGAAGCGCGCGGCGGGCGAGUCGGCCGGGAACGGUGCCCAACAGGAGGCGGAGUCGAAGCGGCCACCCACCCGCGAGUCGCACCACAUGCCCAUGAGCGUCCCCAUCGUGUCGGAGGAUUAUUCCAUGCUGUGGCCCGCGCUGCAUUUUUAAAAGAGGGGGUGGAGCGGAUCAGAGAGUUAGCCAGCGGCCGGUUAUGUUAAGCGGUCGUUUUGCCGAGACAAAAACAAGCCAUUAAAGGCGCUUGUCGACGCAUUCGUUGCAACAUCUCCUUUGCUUUCUUGAUUUCUCUGUGCCAUACUAGGGUUGGGCCGAGGGAAGGACCUCGGAAGAGAGGGAGCGGCUCGAGCAAAACGCAUCUUGUUUUCCUUUUUCUUCCCAUUUGUGUUCCGGUCUGGAUUUACGUCACAAAUACCCACGAGCAGGGUACCUGAAGGGACCAAGCCACCAACGAAACUCUCGCUGCUUAGCGUUUGAUUUGGCAUUGAAAGCAUGCGUUGUCAAUCUAACUUUUUUAAUCUCGG